GCCCCAGCCGGCCACAGCGUGAUCCCCUGAGAGCCCCAGCAUUCACCUGCGGGGCUGCACACAGAGGCUGGGCAAGGCAGGCUCUCAGCCAGCAGCCGGCCCUGUGCGCACAUGGCCCUGUGUGUUUAAAGGGCCGGCGGCCAGGGAGAAGCAGCGCCCGGCGGGGACCAUGAAGGCGCUCCUGCUACUGGUCCUGCCUUGGCUCAGCCCUGCCAACUACAUUGACAACGUGGGCAGCCUGCACUUCCUGUGCUCAGAACUCUGCAAGGGCGUCUCCCACUACGGCCUGACCAAGGAAAGGAAGCGACGCUCCCAGCAUGGCUGUCCCGAGGGCUGCGCGAGCCUCACAGCCACGACGCUGUCCCCAGAGGCCUCCACAGCCACCACCAGCCCCUGUGCCGCGGACGAGCCCGGCCUGGACAACCCUGCCUACGUGUCCACGGCGGAGGACGAGCCACCAGCCAACAGUGUGGCCGACGCCGGCCACAGCAACCCAGUCCGGGCGCGGCCCUUUGAGCGGUCCACCAUCAGGAGCCGCUCCUUUAAGAAAAUCAACCGCGCGCUGAGUGCUCUCCGGAGGACCAAGAGUGGUGGGGGCGCGGUGGCUGGCCCCGCUGGCCAGGGCGGGGACAGUUCUGAAGACAUCGCUGGCCCGGAAGCCUACCCGAGGCUGUAUCACCUGAUUCCGGACGGGGAGGUCACCAGCGUCAAGAUCACCCGCACGCAUCCCCGGGAAAGCCUCUCCAUGAGGCUCGUGGGGGGCAGCGAGACGCCGCUGGUCCACAUGGUCAUCCAGCACAUCUACCGCGACGGCGCCAUCGCCAGGGAUGGCCGGCUCCUGCCGGGGGACAUCGUGCUGAAGGUCAACGGCAUGGACAUCAGCAGCGUGCCCCACAACUACGCCCUGCGCCUGCUGCGCCAGCCCUGCCAGGUGCUGCGGCUGACCGUGCUGCGCGAGGACAAGGUCCGGAGCAGGAGCAGCGCGCAGGCCCCAGACGCCCGCGGGCCCCGGGACAGCUUCCACGUGACCCUCCACAAGAGCAGCCCCGAGGAGCAGCUGGGAAUCAAACUGGUGCGCAAGGCGGAUGAGCCCGGGGUGUUCAUCUUCAGCGUGCUGGACGGCGGCCUGGCCGACCGCCACGGGCAGCUGGAGGAAGACGACCGCAUCGUAGCCGUCAACGGCCACGACCUCCGAUACGGCAGCCCAGAAAGCGCGGCUCAUCUCAUCCAGGCCAGUGAAAAGCGCGUCCACCUCGUGGUGUCCCGCCACGUGCGACAGCAGAGCCCCGAUAUCUGUCAGGAGGCCGGCUGGAGUGGCGGCGACGGGAGCCACGCUCACCAGCCCCUCCAUCCCACAGCCACCUGUCAUGAGAAGGUGGUAAGUGUCCAGAAAGACCCCAGCGAGUCCCUCGGCAUGACGGUUGCAGGUGGCGCGUCACACAGCGAGUGGGACUUGCCCAUCUACAUCAUCAGUAUUGAGCCUGGAGGAGUCAUAAGCCGAGACGGAAGAAUAAAAACAGGUGACAUUCUGCUCAACGUGAAUGGCACGGACCUCAGCGAGGUGAGCCGCAGCGAGGCCGUGGCCCUGCUGAAAAGCACGUCGUCCUUGGUGGUGCUGAGGGUCUUGGAAGUCAGGGAGCCCGAGCCCCAGGAAGAGGACAGCAGCCCCGUGGCCCUGGACGCCAGCCACGACGCGACCCCCUCUGGCGACUGGGCCCCGUCCUGGGUCAUGUGGCUGGGGCUGCCACGGUACUUGUAUCCCUGCAAAGACGUUGCACUACGAAGAAACGCGGCCGGCAGCCUGGGCUUCUGCAUCGUGGGAGGGUAUGAAGAACACAGCGGAAACAAGCCUUUCUUUAUCAAAUCCGUGGUGGAAGGCACACCAGCAUACAACGACGGAAGGAUCAGGUGCGGCGACAUCCUCCUCGCAGUCAACGGCCGGAGUACAGCAGGAAUGACGCACGCCUGCCUGGCUCGAAUGCUCAAAGAACUCAGAGGAAGAAUUACUCUCACCCUGGUGUCCUGGCCUGGCACGUUCUUGUAGCAUCAGCGGGUCAGGGAACAUCACACACGGGCUAAGUUGGAACAAUGUAUUUAUCUUGUCAGUUUUUAUAGUGAAAGAAAACUUGGUGAAAAUGUCAGAAAAGGCCUAGUCCAAUAAAGCCAAUUGCACCUCAGAAAAUAUGACUCUCAAAAAAUAAAAACUACUACAGAAUGGUCUGAUCUAGGAUGCAGCACUUCACUGUACUCCUCCACUUGUAUUUUGUACUCAAUAAAAAGCUCUCGAGCACCUGAAAUGGUUUGUUAUGGCCCACCGAAUUCAAAUCAUCAACUCAAAUGCUGGUUUAGGCUGAGAUCAGCAAAGGGUACAUUACGGGCAUUUUUAAUUUAAAGCAAGAGCAUUUUUAAAAAUGCAUUCAUUGCUGAAAAACAUUCAUCAAAUGAGAAAUAAAUAUUUUUCCA
Lepus europaeus (European hare) is the source of this 2463-nucleotide messenger RNA. RefSeq names its product ligand of numb-protein X 1 (gene LNX1). Gene Ontology annotation, cellular component: cytoplasm. The record is from RefSeq and is a predicted model, not a curated record. The coding region runs from base 170 to 2044 and encodes 624 amino acids. Gene Ontology annotation, molecular function: ubiquitin-protein transferase activity; protein binding. Gene Ontology annotation, biological process: ubiquitin-dependent protein catabolic process. The transcript is spliced from 10 exons. NCBI's taxonomy places the organism in Eukaryota, Metazoa, Chordata, Mammalia, Lagomorpha, Leporidae.